Molecule: messenger RNA, 399 nt
Organism: Blepharisma stoltei
Lineage: Eukaryota; Ciliophora; Heterotrichea; Heterotrichida; Blepharismidae
Source: the annotation of a GenBank genome assembly
AUGCAGCAUGGACAAAUAGAUGGAAGAGUCGUCAGGACCGUUAGAAACCUCAAAAGGAUGAACACUGGUAGCUCAUUAUCAGAUUCCCCAUCCACAAGAACAAGCACUCCAGGCCCCGAUACACAGAUUUUAGACGUCAUUUCGAACCGUGAAGAAAUUAAACAGUUCCUCCUUUCCUAUGAACUUUCCCCAGAAACAUUUUACAAUAUAACCCGAAAUGAUGAAAAAAUCAUAAGGGACAUCUUAAUGGAGCCUGUAUUAAGUGAUACUAUCAUGAUCCGCAUACAGGAAAAAGUUGAAGAGUACCAAUCCCUUCAGCAGAUUGAACAAGCUAAAAUUAGCAUGUCGGCGAAAAUAAAAGAGCGCAUUGAAAGUCUCCAGAGGCGACUGAAUGAAUAA